UCUUUAUACGUUCCCUUUCCCUUUUGAUAAUGGCUUUCAGUCUUCAAAUGGCAACAGCACGAAGCAGAGCGGGAACGCGUCAUUCCUUUACUCAGCUCAGUUCUCUCUCUAGGGCUUUUCUCUCUCUACAGCACUCAUUUCUUUUAUAAGAUCUCCAGUUGCGUUGCGUUCAUCUGACGCUUCGUCUGCCUGUUCGAGAUCCGCGCAGUUUAUUACACCUUCACGCCGACGUUUUCAUCUGAUUGUCACAGGUACGCUUCAUUUUUCCGGGGGAGAAGUUUCAUAGCUUUGUUUUGAAGAUUAGUUAUGGAUCCAACGACUGAGGCACCAAACGGGUCCCCUGUUGUCCAGAAGUCAUCACAUUCGCCUCUUAAUGAGAGGAUUCUUUCUUCUCUCAGUAGGAAAACUGUUGCAGCUCAUCCCUGGCACGAUCUUGAGAUAGGCCCUGGUGCACCAAUAAUUUUCAACUGUGUGGUAGAGAUAAGUAAGGGAAGCAAGGUGAAAUAUGAGCUUGACAAAGACACUGGUCUAAUCAAGGUUGAUCGGGUUCUUUACUCAUCUGUUGUAUACCCACAUAAUUAUGGCUUCAUCCCGCGUACUAUAUGUGAAGACAGUGACCCUAUCGAUGUUCUAGUCAUUAUGCAGGAGCCAGUUGUUCCUGGCUGCUUUCUCAGAGCUAAAGCAAUAGGGCUGAUGCCAAUGAUAGAUCAGGGUGAGAAAGAUGACAAGAUAAUUGCUGUCUGUGCUGAUGACCCUGAAUAUCGGCACUACACAGAUAUCAAAGAGCUUCCACCUCAUCGAUUAGCUGAGAUUCGCCGAUUUUUCGAAGAUUACAAGAAAAACGAAAACAAAGAUGUUGCAGUUGAUGAAUUUCUUCCAGCUUCCAAGGCCUAUGAAGCCAUCCAGGAUUCCAUGAAUUUGUAUGGGGAAUACAUAAUGGAGAGCUUGAGACGGUAAGCAUGAUCUAGCCAAUGCAGGUAAUGAGUGGAGCCCCACAGUUCUGAGCUUUAGUGUUGAAAGAAAAUAUACAACGGUUAAUUUGCUUAUAUUCACAGUAUCCUAAUAUGAUGGCGAUCAAUGUUACUUGAUAAUACAGUUGCUAUGUUGUUUUCAGCUAAAAUUUGUAAAACCAACUAUUUGCAGGCUGCUUCUUGUUGAUGCUAUCCAUUAUUUUCCAAACAUUCCAGAUUAUAUCUGUAUACUCGCCAUUGCUGUUAAGUAUAGAUAAUUGUUUAGUUGAGAAACUAUUAAUUAUCAAAAUAUACAUAGAAAUAGAGCUAUUAAUGAGUCGAAUUUAAUAGAAAUUUCAGUAUU
Andrographis paniculata is the source of this 1314-nucleotide messenger RNA. RefSeq names its product soluble inorganic pyrophosphatase 4-like. The coding region runs from base 307 to 957 and encodes 216 amino acids. The record is from RefSeq and is a predicted model, not a curated record. NCBI's taxonomy places the organism in Eukaryota, Viridiplantae, Streptophyta, Magnoliopsida, Lamiales, Acanthaceae. Gene Ontology annotation, cellular component: cytoplasm. Gene Ontology annotation, biological process: phosphate-containing compound metabolic process. Gene Ontology annotation, molecular function: inorganic diphosphate phosphatase activity; magnesium ion binding. The transcript has 9 exons.